Molecule: messenger RNA, 789 nt
Organism: Wallemia ichthyophaga EXF-994
Lineage: Eukaryota; Fungi; Basidiomycota; Wallemiomycetes; Wallemiales; Wallemiaceae
Exons: 1
Coding region: 1-789 (262 amino acids)
Biological process (GO): translation
Cellular component (GO): ribosome; cytosolic large ribosomal subunit
Molecular function (GO): structural constituent of ribosome; RNA binding
Source: RefSeq, a predicted model, not a curated record
AUGAUCAGAUCGAAUUUACUUAAACAGCAACAUUCAUUCUUCACUGGGAGCACUCACCAGCCACGCCUCAAAUCGCAUUUCCAAAAUACUCUUUCCCCCGCUCUACUCUACAUGACUCACAAUCCCAGGCAACAACAACACAGCCGCCCUCUACCUUCAUGGGACUCUAACGACCCUUACACGGCUCACCGCCAACAACCUCGCCCUAGAGGUAACCGUGAUCCUCUCCCGAAUCCCAACCAAUCAAAUCCUAUCAAUCUAGAUAAAAUUGUCAUCCACACGAUGGUCAAGGAGUCUAUAAACAACAAAGGCGCUCUCCUCUCGGCUAUCAUGGCUUUACAAUCUAUUUCUGGUCACGCUGAGCACUCUGGCGGUGAUUUCCACUCUAAAGGUGUUACAGUAUGUAAAGCACGCAAAGGUGUCGCUCAAUGGAAAAUACGCCACGGUAUGCCCCUCUCCGUUAAGGUUGAACUAUCUGGUGACAAAAUGUUCGAUUUCAUUGACAUUCUCACCGAAUUCGUUUUACCACGUAUCAGGGACUUUAACGGUAUCUCACUCCCUCCAGUCAGCGCUGAUGAAAAAUCUCCUUCUGCUAACUCGGGCGUCUUUCAAAUGGGUCUGCCUCCCUCUGCUAUGUCCCUCUUCCCUCAAAUUGAAGCUGCUUUUGAUUCGUAUCCACGCUCACAUGGUUUAGACAUCAAAUUCAUAUCUAAUCAAAAAGGCAGAGGCGCUGAAGCUAAGACUAGAGCGCUCAUGUCUGGUCUUCGCAUUCCUUUCAUCCCAAAGUGA